This is a messenger RNA of Gryllus bimaculatus (two-spotted cricket), 1110 nucleotides long. NCBI's taxonomy places the organism in Eukaryota, Metazoa, Arthropoda, Insecta, Orthoptera, Gryllidae. The record is from the annotation of a GenBank genome assembly.
AUGGUUGGUAAACACAGAGCGGAAGAGUUCAGAGUUUUAGAAUUAGUUAAAAAAAGUGCGCAGAGAAGUGCUCGAAGGAAAGCUAAGAAAAUAGAACUUUUACCCCCACGUACAAAUGUAAUGCCUGUGGACCAGGAUUGGAGCAGUGUAUGGCCUGGACCACGAUCGUUCCAUCCAGCCUCUGUCCCUUUACCAUUACGUCAAGGAUAUAAUAAAAAAGGAGUUUCUCCAGGGAAAUAUGCAAAUGCAGAACUGAUGAAAAUUCCUAAUUUUUUGCAUUUAACACCACCUGCAAUUAAAAAACAUUGUGAAGCUCUCAAGAAGUUUUGUACACCAUGGCCAGAAGAACUAAAUGAUAAAAAUUGUGAGAAGCAUUUUCCUGUUGAAGUAAUAACAUCUGACUACUGUUUCUCAUCUCCUGAUAUUAGAGAGCCCAUGGCUAGAAUCGUAAUUCUUAAGGUGAAGUUAUCUGCAUUAACACUUGAUAAACAUGCAAAAGAUAAACUUUUGCGUUUGGUUGGAGAACGUUAUGAUCCUUCAACAGAUAUAUUGACCUUAACAACAGAUCGAUGUCCUUUGAAGAAACAAAAUUAUGAGUAUGCACUAUAUCUUUUAACAGCUUUAUAUCAUGAGUCUCAAAAAACUGAGCCCUGGGAAAGUGAGAAAACAGUAGCUGAUAUGGAGUAUUAUGACUGGGAACAAAAUGUUUCCUAUAAAAAUGUAUUGGGAACAUUGAAUUGGCCACAAUCUGUAAAGGAUACUGAAAAUUUUAAACUCACUCCAGAAAUGGAAGAAUAUAAGAAAGCAAUUAGUGAUUUAAUGAAUAAAGGAGAAGAUCUUUACACCAUCAGUAAAUACAAAGAGGCUACUAAAAAACUGUUGAAUCUACCUGAAUUCCUACCACUUGAAAACACGACAGCCUAAAUUACAUGAAAUUAACAUAGUUUGUUUUGUAGAUAAGUUGUUUAAUAUGGAUGCUAACAGAAAAAGAACAGAAGUAAUAAAAUUGUUGUCAUAUAUUUUUCUUUUGUUUUCUUCCUACCUCAAAUAUCCUUAUAAAGCAUUUCUUUUCCUUUAGUAAUAAUGAUUGAUGCAAAUGAGUGUAUGAAA